AUGUCUACCACCGAAAAGAGAAAGACCACCAGAAAGAAGAAGGACCCAGAUGCCCCAAAGAGAUCCCUCUCUGCUUACAUGUUCUUUGCCAAUGAAACCAGAGACAUUGUCAGAGCCGAGAACCCAGGUGUCUCCUUUGGCCAAGUCGGUAAGUUGUUGGGUGAAAGAUGGAAGAAGUUGACUGCCGACGAAAAGGUUCCUUACGAAACCAAGGCUGAUGCUGACAAGAAGAGAUACGAGAAAGAAAAGGCCGAAUAUGUCAAGAGAAAUGGCAAUUAA
Messenger RNA from Suhomyces tanzawaensis NRRL Y-17324, 279 nucleotides. It is a transcript of the gene NHP6A, whose product is annotated as high-mobility group nucleosome-binding protein. The coding region runs from base 1 to 279 and encodes 92 amino acids. The transcript has a single exon. The record is from RefSeq and is a predicted model, not a curated record. Lineage: Eukaryota; Fungi; Ascomycota; Pichiomycetes; Serinales; Debaryomycetaceae.